Molecule: messenger RNA, 1809 nt
Organism: Chrysochloris asiatica (Cape golden mole)
Lineage: Eukaryota; Metazoa; Chordata; Mammalia; Afrosoricida; Chrysochloridae
Product: zinc finger protein 350-like
Exons: 8
Coding region: 1-1809 (602 amino acids)
Biological process (GO): negative regulation of transcription by RNA polymerase II
Molecular function (GO): DNA-binding transcription repressor activity, RNA polymerase II-specific
Source: RefSeq, a predicted model, not a curated record
AUGCUUCAGACCCAGGAUUCACUGACACUGGAGGACGUGGCUGUGGAGUUCACCGGGGAGGAGUGGGAGCUCCUGGCCCCUGCUCAGAAGGCCUUGUACCGGGACGUGAUGCUGGAGAACUACAGCCACCUGGUGUCCGUGGGAUAUCAAGUUCCCCAGCCAGAUGCCCUCUCCAGGUUGGCAAGAGGAGAACUGCCGUGCAGUAUGCCAGACAGCAGCCACAGUCAAGACUAUUCAGAAUUCCAGAACGUUGAUGAUCAUUCUCCUGGGCGAAAUGAAGGCAGGAUGAACAGAGUGGAACAAUACCAUGACCAUAGUGCAUGGGAAAACAUUUUUUCCCAUCAAACGAGUCAUUUUCCUUUAAGAAAACAUAGUAUAUUGGACUCACAUGAAAAAACUAUAAAAUCAAAUUUAGCUUUAAUUAACCUGAGCAGCAGCGAAGAAGUGAUGGACUCUUUUGAGUUUAAUAGAGACGCUAACCAUGGACAGUUUCAUACUGAAAUCAAAUUUCCCGAAAGCGAAAACUUCAACAGCGCUGAGUCUCAACUAAUUCAGUAUCAGAACAAACUAGAGAAACCAUAUGUGUGUAAUGAGUGUGGGAAAGCCUUCACCCGGAAGUCUUGGUUUAUUAGUCACCAGAUCAUUCAUACGGGAGAGAAACCCCAUAGAUGUUAUCUAUGUGGGGAAACCUUCUCCAGGCAGUUUAAGCUCACUGAACAUCUUCGGAGAGCUCACAAAGGAGAAAAACCUUUUGAAUGCAUGGAGUGUGGGAGAGCCUUUCUCCAGAAAUCACAGCUCAACAUACACCAACAAACUCACACUGGAGAGAAACCCUACCUGUGUAAUGAAUGUGACAAAGGUUUCAUCCAUAAAAGAAAUCUCAUCAUUCAUCAGCGAAUUCAUACCGGAGAGAGACCCUACGUAUGCAGUGAAUGCGGAAAUGGCUUCAUCCGGAAGGCAAAUCUCAUUGUUCAUCAGCAGACUCAUACUGGACAGAAACCCUAUGUGUGUGGCGACUGUGGAAAAAGCUUCACUCAGAAGGGAGGUCUCAUUAUUCAUCAGCGGAUUCACACUGGAGAAAAACCUUACAUAUGCACUGAAUGUGGAAAAGCCUUCAUCCGUAAGCAAUAUCUCAUUAUUCAUUUGCGAAUUCAUAGUACAGAGAAGCCCUACGUUUGCACUGAAUGUGGUAACUGCUUCGUUCAGAAGAGAGAAUACAUCAUGCAUCAGCGAAUUCAUACCGCGGAGAAGCUCCCAGCAAGUCACAGCUCAUCAAAUUCCAGUAAUCUCAUACGGGAGAAAAAUCCUGUUAACAUAGUAACUAUGCAGAUGCCUUCUGUGACAACUCAGCCACCAAUAAACAUGAGUGGGUUUCUCUCACAUAGGAACGUGGUCCUUGUGGGACAACCCGUUGCCAGAAGUGAACCCCCGGGAAAUGACAGACUAUCGGUCCAGCAGAGAAAUCUGAUGAAUACUGUGAAUGUGGUAUUACCUAUGAAUGCAGUACCACUGGCCUUCAAUGACGUGGCUGUGGAGUUCACCUGGGAGGAGUGGCAGCUCCUGGCCCCUGCUCAGAAGGCCCUGUACCGGGACGUGAUGUUGGAGAACUACAGCCACCUGGUGUCCGUGGCUGCUGGAACCUGUGGCGUGCCCGUGGGCUUCUCACGUGGAGGUUCCUCUAUGGAAUCUCUGGUCCCGAUAAGUCGGGAUAGUCUCCCGACUCCAGAGAGAAAGCUCUUUGUUGUGCACAUGUGGACGCUGCUUUGUGAAAGAAUGCAGGCUCUAAAAGCGUACGGCAUGCUUGUGUAG